AUGAAUGGCGAACAGGUCGAUGAAGAUGAGGACCAAGAUGAGGAUGAACAAGCAGACCAAGAAGAGGAAGAAGGGGAGGAAGAAGAGGAGGAGGAACAAGAUGAAGAAGAACAAGAAGAAGAAGAUAGAAUUGUAAAGAAGUUCAACUUGAGACCAAGGGAGACUAGACCAUUGCUCAAGAGAUUGUUCAGUGGUGAAGAGGAGGAAGAGGAACGUUACUAUCCCUCAUCAUAUCAAAGCAGGACACGCACAAGGGCCAGCAACGCAAGACAAGCAUCAUCCUCAAGGCGACCGAUCGUCCCCAAGCACGUCGAGGAGGAAGAGGAAGAAGAGGAAGAAGAGUAUCAACUAAAGACGAGAACAAGAUUGGUCAAACGACCUCGUUUCCUCAUCGAAGAGGAUGUGCAGGAGGUUAUUAGACGCACGCCUACCAAGCAAUAUCAACGCGAAAUACAUCAUCAGCAACAGCAGGAUCUUCAACCGACGAACCUUUACGCCCGUACAACAUCCUUCACAACACCCAUCACAAAGAGACAACAACAGUUGCUACAGCUGAAGCAACAGAAGGAAGAGGAGGAGGAAGAGGACCUCCAAAUGCAGCUGCAGCACCAGCACCAACAGCAGACAGGACAAUCCCCGCUCAAGACCAGGCGAUCACUCAAUCUGUCAGACGUCAACGUGUCAUCCUUCCUCACGGGAGGCAGACGUGGUGGCAACAGGUUUCAAAAGGAAGCGUCUACAAACAAGCAAUCAGCUGGUGACGGCACAGAGGAUGUGGAUGAUUGCGGCAAGGAGAAGACACAGGACAUUGACAUUGAGACAGGCGACAACAUUGAGGAGGCGAGAGCAUUGAAGGAGAAGCAGAUUGCCACGCGUGGCCAAUCACACAUCAAACCAAGCAUCAACAGCAGCAGUGUCACGAGACCCAAUCGUGCUCGUGGCAACAUCAGGACAUCAGAGAUGGAGCAACAUCUGCCGCCAAGCAACUCAAGACGCGUCAGGAUACCGACCAGUCGAUUCCAGAUAUCGGAUACACCGCGAUCAGCGACAGGAUCGCGCUCCAAACCAUUGAUGCCCACACGCGCCAACUGGAGGAUGGGCACAGGCGGUGGCGGCAAUGGACGCGAGGUCAACAGUGACUCUGAGUCGGACACCGAGCCCGGCUGGAAGAAGCGACGCGGCAUCACAGGACCGCUCCCCAUCAAUCUGAACGAGGGCAGCGGCCAGGAGCAGCAACAGCCUGGCGACACUGAGCCUGUCUCGAUCGACAGCUCAGUGACCUUCCACUCGGUGGGCGGUCUGGACGGCCAUAUCCGUCUGUUAAAGGAGAUGUUGGUGCUCCCGCUCGUCUACCCCGAGGUGUUCUCAAAGUUCAAGAUCCAGCCGCCCAAGGGCGUGCUGUUCUACGGCCCACCAGGCACGGGCAAGACGCUACUGGCACGCGCAUUGGUCAACGAAUGCAAUCUCAUUGGCAAACAGGGUCAGAAGGUGUCAUUCUUCAUGCGCAAGGGAGCAGACUGUCUGAGCAAAUGGGUGGGCGAGGCCGAGCGCCAACUGCGCAUGCUCUUUGAGCAGGCCAAGUCGAUGCAGCCAUCCAUCAUUUUCUUUGAUGAGAUCGACGGUCUGGCGCCUGUACGCUCGAGCAGACAGGACCACAUACACAGCAGCAUGGUGUCCACGCUACUCGCACUCAUGGACGGCCUGGACAAUCGUGGCCAGGUAAUAGUCAUUGGCGCCACCAACAGGAUCGAUUCGAUUGAUCCUGCACUGCGCCGUCCAGGUCGCUUUGACCGUGAGCUCCUCUUCACGCUGCCCAACAAAGCGGCUCGUCGCAAGAUCCUCCAAAUACACACGGAACAAUGGCAGCCACCCCUGGACGAGCACACCAUCGACACAGUUGCCGAUCUGGCCACUGGAUACUGCGGAGCUGAUAUCAAGGCGCUGACAAGCGAGUCAGUGUUGGUGUCGCUGCGCAAGACAUACCCACAGAUCUACGAAUCGACGAACAAGCUGUUGUUGGAGAUCGACUCGAUCAAGGUCACAAAGGGCGACUUCCUCGAGGCCAUGCAGGCCAUUGUACCCAGCUCCAAGCGAUCGAUUCAAUCAUUCGCCAACCCCCUGUCGCGCACUGUGCGACCCCUGCUGGAACACGACCUCGACCAGCUGCUGCAGACCAUCUCACACAUAUUCCCCAUUGGACACUUUGCACGCGCGACCAGCAGUGGCGGCCGUCCCGAGACCACCUCCAUCGCCAACUACCAGGUCUAUCGUCCUCGUCUCCUUAUCUGUGGCGAGAAGGACCAGGCACAGGUGCAGCUGGGCAACGCGCUGCUAUAUCAUCUUGAAGAGUUCCCAGUGUUUAGCAUUGAUAUAUGCACAUUGCUGGCCGACCCCGUGGCCAAGUCAAUCGACGAGUCAUGUUGUCGAGCAUUGGCUGAGGCCAAGAAGAUAUCGCCCAGCAUCCUAUACCUACCCAACAUUGACAGGUGGUGGGGCACAUCCGAGUCGUUGCCCAACACACUAGUCACAUACAUGGCCAACAUCGAUCCCAACCAUCCACUCCUUAUACUGGCCACAAUCGAACAGACCACACUCAACAUACCCGAAGACAUUAUCAACCUAUUCUCUUGUAGAGAUGACAGCAUCUACUCUAUUCAAGCACCCAACAAAGAUGCAAUUCACAAGUUUUACCAGAACAUACUGUUGGACAUCAAGGACACGAUACAUCAAUUGAUUGCCAACAAGCGAUGCGCAUUGAAAACAACCGAAAAACUACCCAUUGUACAGAUGGUCCCAGACGAAGCAAGGGACAAAAAGAAAGACAGACAACUACGUAUAUUACUCCGAGAGAUAUUAUCCAAGAUCAUUAAUGACAGGAGAUACUACUCAUUCUUUAGGGACGUCAACAUUGAACAGUUCCCAGAAUACUACGACUUGAUCAAGAAUCCAAUGAGUAUAUCAGCGAUAUCAAAAAACUUGGAAAAUCACAAGUACUUGACAGUAUCAUCAUUCUUGAAAGAUAUUGAUCUUAUUGUUACCAAUACUAUUGAGUACUACCAAGUGCAUGAUCCCAAUGGAAUCGAUGGAACCAAAGCGACAUCAAGAGCCAAGCAACUACAAGACGAGGUCUAUGCCAUGAUGGACCAGGUCAAUCCAACCCUCAUACAGACAUGUGAGAACAUUGCUAUCAAGAGAGGAAGGAACUAUGCUGUGAUCAAUGAGGAGAGUCAUCUACAUGACACCAGUGUUGAUGAGGAAGACGACAACAACAACAACAACAACAGCAAUGUAGGUGCCAGUGGUGGUGUCACAUCUCCCGUCAAUGAUAGUAGACAUACUAUGAGGAGUGCAAGAUUGAGAGGAGAGGCAUCAGAGAUCACAAAGGAGAUGAUGGACUCUUUCAUGCGACCAGUGAGGAGAAAGAGAGUGUCAGCAGAGAACUCAACACAUCCAGACUCUACCACCGACACGGUAGAGAAUCCAAUAGUGGAUUGUGAUCAACCAACACAGACCGACAACGAGAACAUUGAGAUGGAGGAUAUGGAUGAUCAGCCAGAGACCACGACAACUACCACAACAACGACGACAUCAACGACUGACUCUGGCAAUGACAACGACGAAGAGACCCCCAUGCAGAAUGGAGUUGAUCACACUCAGGAUCACCUCAACAACAAUGGUAAACAAUCAAGUGUUGUGGACCCUCCAAACAGCAACAUUGAUGCGAUGAUGGACAACGAGAGGACCAAUGGCACGCCCCCAUUAUCAGUGGAGGACCAUGGACAACAACAGCAACAAGUUCCUUCUGAUCGCGAUCCAGACACAUUGACAAUUUCGUCAACGAUGGCUGAUGAUGAUGUGUCGCAAUUGGUAUUGGACGAGGAAUGGUUCAAGAGCGUGGACUCUGAUGAUGAGACCAACUUUAUCAACGCGAUGAUUCAGUACUCUGCUGGCAAGACGAUCGAGAACCUCAUUGCGACCCAAUCCAAGAUAUCAGAUGUAGUGCGAGAGAUCAUUGUAGCAAGAGCGAGCAACAGCAUUGCCGCUCCACAGACAUUCUAUCAAUUGAUCAUUGACAGUGUCCGUUCAAUCUUUAAGUAA
Acytostelium subglobosum LB1 is the source of this 4098-nucleotide messenger RNA. RefSeq lists its product as hypothetical. The transcript is spliced from 5 exons. Gene Ontology annotation, cellular component: nucleus. Gene Ontology annotation, biological process: positive regulation of transcription by RNA polymerase II. The record is from RefSeq and is a predicted model, not a curated record. Gene Ontology annotation, molecular function: ATP binding; ATP hydrolysis activity; chromatin binding. Lineage: Eukaryota; Evosea; Eumycetozoa; Acytosteliales; Acytosteliaceae. The coding region runs from base 1 to 4098 and encodes 1365 amino acids.